Helianthus annuus (common sunflower) is the source of this 3078-nucleotide messenger RNA. RefSeq lists its product as uncharacterized. Lineage: Eukaryota; Viridiplantae; Streptophyta; Magnoliopsida; Asterales; Asteraceae. The record is from RefSeq and is a predicted model, not a curated record. The coding region runs from base 1 to 3078 and encodes 1025 amino acids. The transcript has 5 exons.
AUGUGGCAUGUCAUGCCGGUGAUUGCCAAACCGAAGGGGGAGGCGAAAAAAGAUCCAUCAUCAAGUGGAAUUGAAUCUAAAAAUCCGUUUGCUGCUUUGAAUGAUUUUGAAGGCGAUGGGUUUGUCGACUCAGACAGUGAGGAGGUUGUGGAGGUUUGUUCUUCUGUUUUCCGUCGGUGGGAUUGGUCUUCGAAUGGAAGUAGUUGUCAGAAGGGUACUAGAAUUAUUCUUGGCUGGGAUCCGGGUAUUCUCGAAGUCAUCUUGCUCGAUCAAUCUUCUCAGGUUAUGCACUUUCAAAUCAUUUUUAAACAAGAUAAAAGGAUGUUAUUUUGCUCAGUUGUGUAUGCGGCUAAUUAUUAUCGCACUAGAAGGGAGGUUUGGCAUCAUUUAUCCAAACAUAAAGUGCUUGUUGGUAACAAUCCGUGGGUUAUUUUAGGCGACUUUAAUUCAGCUCUGCAUCUGGAUGAUAAGUCGAUGGGUACUUCGAUUAUCUCCCCUGGUAUGAGAGAUUUUCAAGAGUGUGUCUCGGAGAUAGAAGUGUUCGAUAUAAAUAGUUCGGGAAUGCAUUUUACGUGGAACCAAAAGCCUAAGGAGGGAGUUGGUCUUCUAAAGAAAAUUGAUAGAAUUAUGGGUAAUACCCCUUUCGUUGAUAUGUUUCCCAACUCGGUAGCGUUUUUCCACCCGAAUCGGUUGUCCGAUCAUUGCCCUUGUUUGCUUAAGAUUCCAGUGACAGCCAAUAAGAAGCAUCAAUCGUUCAAGUUUGCCAAUUUUUUAAUUUACAAACCGGGUUUUAUUGAGGUGGUCAAAAAGGUGUGGGAAAAUAAUGUUGAGGGUGUUCAGCAAUUCCAGUUGGUUAAAAAGUUACGUCUUUUGAAAAGACCUCUUCGUGCUUUAUUAUUCCAACAAGGUAACUUGCACAAGAAAGUUGAAAUGUUACGUGGGGAGUUGGAUGCGAUCCAACGGGAAAUUGAUAGUUGGCCCUCUAAUCUAAAUCUUCGUAAUCAAGAAACUAGGAUUACGGCUGCUUAUCAAGAGGCGUGCCUAGAUGAAGAGCGUUUUCUAAAGCAGAAAUCUAAAGUGGAUUGGCUUCGGGCGGGGGAUUCCAAUACGGCUUUCUUUCAUGCUUCGCUAAAAAGUAGAAAUCAUGUGACUCGUAUUGAGGUUAUUAUGAAUUCGGAAGGGGAGAUGUUUGAAGGGGAAAGUGUCGCUAACGCUUUUGUUACUCAUUAUGAGAAGUUCCUUGGUAGUGAAGAUGCCUUAGAGCUUCGGCCCUCGUCUGAUCUUUUUUCGAAUAAGUUGAAUGCUGAUGUUUCCACGCAUAUGGUUCGUCCGGUGACAUGUGAAGAGGUUAAACGGGCUAUGUUUUCCAUUGGUAAUGAUAAGGCUCCUGGCCCUGAUGGGUAUACGGCGGCGUUUUUUAAAGGAGCUUGGGAGGUGGUUGGAAAUGAUGUUUCGAAUGCUAUUAUGGAUUUCUUUAAUACAGGUAAGCUUCUUCGGGAGCUGAAUAAUACUCUCAUUGUUCUUAUCCCUAAGAAGCCCACGCCGUCUACGAUCACAGAUUAUCGUCCAAUUGCGUGCUAUGACUUGUUUUUAUUCGCUAGAGGGGAAGUUAGUUCGGCUAAUUGCAUUAUGUCCUCUCUCUCGAAAUUCACUAAGAUGUCGGGGUUGGUCCCUAGCAAUCAGAAAAGCACGGUUUUCUUCUGCAAUGUGAAAAAUCAUACUAAGCAAGCUAUUCUGAAUAUCAUGCCUUUUAAGGAAGGAAAGUUGCCUGUCAGGUACUUGGGGGUCCCUUUGAUUUCGGCUAGGCUUGGGUACAAUGAAUGUCGAGUUCUAGUGGAGAGGUUGGAAAAGCGUAUCAUGCAUUGGAGAAAUAAGCUGUUAUCCUUCGCAGGAAGACUUCAGCUUAUUAAUUCUGUCCUAUCUUCUAUGCAUAUCUACUGGGCCUCAGUGUUUAUUUUGCCGGUUCGGAUAAUCAAGGAGCUUGAAGCUAAGAUGAGAAAUUUUCUUUGGUCCCAAGAUUUUGCGUUUAAUAAAGGUAAAUCGAAAGUCUCUUGGAAAUUGGUUUGUACGCCAAAAUAUGAGGGGGGCUUGGGUAUUAGACGUGUGGGGGAUAUGAAUAAAGCGUUGAUGUCGUCUCAUAUUUGGAGCAUUGUUUCUAAACGGGACUCCUUGUGGGUUGAUUGGGUGCACUCGUAUCGGUUAAAGGGCAAGAGUUUUUGGGUAUGUAAAACGCCCGCUAGUAGUUGUUGGUCGUGGAGGAAGAUAUCUCAGUUAGGGCCGCUGGUUAGAAAUCAUUUUUGGUCGGAGGUUGGUAAUGGUGCCUCUACCUCAGCGUGGUAUGAUACAUGGUCCGAGUUGGGGCCUUUGGCCGAUUUUCUUUCGCCUAGAGUCAUUACAGAUGCUGAUUUUAGGUUGGAGGAUUCGGUGGCCGAUGUGCAUUCGAAUGGCGGUUGGAGUUGGCCUAUAGCGUGGAGGGAUUUGUUCCCUGUUCUGAUUCAGAUUGAUCAAGUAAUUUUGGAUCCAAUGAAAAAUGAUAGGCUUUUAUGGAAGGAUGGGAAUGAUCUCAAUGGGUUUUCGACGUCUGGGGCUUGGCAUUCGUUGCGCCAUAGGGAACCGGAUGUUGAUUGGUGCAAAAUUGUGUGGUUCGCUCAGUGUAUUCCGAGGCACGCAUUCAUGAUGUGGCUGAUUAUGAAACGUAAGCUCCUUACACAAGAUAAAAUUCUGCAAUGGGAUUUGUCUAGAAGGAAAAACAUGAAUAUGAUGUGUUGCUUAAUGUGUUUUGAGAACUUUGAUUCCCACCCACACUUGUUCUUUGAAUGCAAGUAUUCUUCACAGAAACGGGCGGAUAUUUAUGUGGCUAAGCUCCUCGUUGCGGCUACUGCUUAUAACAUUUGGCAAGAGAGGAAUGCUCGGUUGUUUAAAAAUCAACUCAGACCUCCUGAGACGGUUAGUGAUGUUAUUAUCAAAACAGUGCGAUACAAGUUGAUGGGAGCUAAGUUGAAGGAUACCGUGAGGGUGCGAAAGAUUCUUGAAGAAUGGGAGAUCUAUGCGGAUGACAAAGGCGACGAUGGAGGCUGA